Haemonchus placei is the source of this 426-nucleotide messenger RNA. NCBI's taxonomy places the organism in Eukaryota, Metazoa, Nematoda, Chromadorea, Rhabditida, Trichostrongylidae. The record is from the annotation of a GenBank genome assembly.
UUUUUCAAUUGCCUUUUAGGGAUGGAUAAUUACAGUAAUUUCUGUUUUUUACCUCCCAUUCCAAGUCCUACGACCGGAGAGAAGGAGCUUCCUCAGACUUGUCUGAUGUUGGAUCAUCCGACGCUGGGCAUCCAUUACACUUGUCACAACAAACUACAAAAAGACGGCUUCUGCCGUGAGAAGACGUCCAAAAGUGGUGCUCUUGUGAAGAUCUGUGGAUGUAACUCGGACGAUUUCUGCAAUUACUCGUACUGGCCUGAUAAAAUCCCACGAGAGCUUCAAAUGAGUCGUCCUCUUGAAAGUUCUCUAUCUAUCCAUCUAAUAUUCUCUUUUUAUGUUCUUUAUGUUAUGUCUCUUCUUUAUAUUCUCGAGUAUGUUCCCAAGAGGGAAAGGGACAUCAUCAAAGUGCCAGACCUUCGGUACUAG